Molecule: messenger RNA, 1338 nt
Organism: Elephantulus edwardii (Cape elephant shrew)
Lineage: Eukaryota; Metazoa; Chordata; Mammalia; Macroscelidea; Macroscelididae
Gene: OLFM4
Product: olfactomedin 4
Exons: 4
Coding region: 16-1338 (440 amino acids)
Biological process (GO): signal transduction
Source: RefSeq, a predicted model, not a curated record
AAUUUCACUGGCUCCAUGAAUGACCAUGGAACUUGCCAGUGCUCCGUUCUCCUGCCAGACGCCACCUUUCCUGUGGAGAGAGUGGAACAAUUGGAAUCCACGGCUCACAGUCUCUCUGAGACGUUCCGGACAGAACUUUCUAAAGUAAAGGAGUACAUCCACAUGAUAAGUGUGUAUGAAAAGAAGCUCUUCAACCUCACUGUUCGAGUGGAGAUCAUGGAGAAGGACAGCAUUUCCUACACGGAACUGGACUUUGAGCUGAUCAAGAUAGAAGUGAAGGAGAUGGAGAGGCUGAUCAUCCAGCUGAAGCAGAAUUUUGUUGGAAGCUCAGUAAUUGUAGACCAAUUGGAAGUGGAGAUAAGGAAUAUGAGUCUCCUGGUGCAGAAGCUGGAGACACUAGACAAAAACAACGUCCUUGCCAUUCGCCGAGAAAUUGAGACGCUGAAGAACAGGCUGAAGGAAUGUGAGGCCUCCAGAGAGGAGCUGGUGCCUGUGGCCCCGGCCCCGGCUCCAGGGAGCUGUGGCCACAGUGGCGUGGUGAACAUCAGCAAGCCAUUCGUAGUUCGACUCAACUGGUUGGGGUUUUCCUAUAGGUAUGGUGCUUGGGGUCGGGAUUACUCCCCUCAGCACCCAGACGGAGGGCUCUAUUGGGUGGCGCCUUUGAAUACAGAUGGGAGAUACCUGGAAUAUUAUAGGAUCUAUAACACAUGGGAUGAUUUGCUGUUGUACAAGUAUAACCAACAGAAUCGGUUAAAAUAUGGCCAGGGCAGUGGUACUGUAGUCUACAAAAAUAACAUGUAUGUCAACUGGUAUAAUACUCAGCAGAUGUCCAAACUCAACUUGACCAGCAACACAGUGACGCUGACGCGCGCUCUACCCAAUGCUGCCUAUAAUAACCGCUUUUCAUAUGCUAAUGUUCCUUGGCAAGAUAUUGACUUUGCUGUGGACGAGAAUGGGUUGUGGGUGAUUUAUGCCACUGAAGCCAGCACUGGUAACAUAGUGAUUAGUAAACUCAAUGACACCACAUUGGAAGUGUUAAACACUUGGCAGACCAAGCAGUAUAAACCAUCUGUUUCUAACACCUUCAUGGUAUGUGGCGUUUUGUAUGCCACUCGUACUCUAAACACCAGAAAAGAAGAGAUUUUUUACUACUAUGACACAAACACAGGGAAGGAGGGCCAGCUUGCCAUCACCAUGCAGAAGAUGCAGGAAACAGUGCAGAGCAUUAACUACCACCCCUAUGACCAGAAACUUUAUGUAUAUAACGAUGGCUACCUUCUGAAUUAUGAUCUUAUCUUCCACCAAGAACCCAAGGAAAGUGUGCUGGUGUUGGGGUGA